AUGGAGGCUGAGACGCAAAUCAUCAGUACGAACACGUUUCCAGGCAUGAACGUCAUCGACCUGAUGCCGUCCCUUGGAAAGCUACCCAUGUUCUUGAAGCCUUGGGAGAGAAAGGGGCGUGCGAGGUAUCGUAGAGAUUUGACUUGGGCGAUGAAGAGACUCGAGGCUGCUCAAGACCGCCUCGCAAAGGGCGAUCCGUCCUUGGAAAACACGUUUUGGGGCUCGGUUCUGCAGUCCGACGAUCUGAGGGGGAUGUCAUGCAAAGAAGAGGUGGCCAUUCUGGGGUUGUCGCUCAUUGUCGGAGCUGCGGAUACGGAUAAUGCUCUACCAGAGUCGGAUGACGACGUGGACGUUCCUGGAAGCGAUGAUGAUGUUUCCCGAGAUCGAGUCGUCGGCGAGAGGAUACCCGUCUACGAUGACCUCAAGAGCAUCCCCUAUCUCCGCAUGAUGAUGAAGGAGCUCUGGAGAUGGCGGCCGCCAGUGGCGCUUGGCCAUCCUCACAUCACUGCGCGAGAUCUCCAGGUUGGGGAGUAUUGCCUGCCGAAAGGCGCGAGGCUUCACAUCAAUGCCUACGCCAUCAGCCACGACCCCGCGAGACACGAGGACCCAGAGCGCUUCUGGCCGGAGAGAUUCAAGGACGACGAGACCACGACGAUGGAGAGCAUGAACGCCCAAGACCCGACGAAGAGGGAUCACUUUGCGUUCGGGGCCGGCCGACGCGGUUGUCCGGGAUAUCACGUCGCUGAACGGUCGUUUGUGAUCACCAUGAUGCGCAUCCUGUGGGCGUUUGAUAUCGCCCCGGCGCCAGGGACCAAGUCGACGUUAGAAUUUGCUGACUACGCCGGCGAGUUGCCCGGAAAUCCUGCGGACGAUAUGCCGGUGAAGUUGACGUACAGGAGCGAGAGUCGGAAGAAGAUCGUCAUGGACGUUUUUGAGAGGGAGACUGCGGCCAGGCCGGCUAUGAUGCCGUUGAGUAUGGGGGAGAAGCGCAUACCCAAACCAGAGGAAUAUUUGUAG
This is a messenger RNA of Colletotrichum chrysophilum, 1017 nucleotides long. RefSeq lists its product as uncharacterized. Lineage: Eukaryota; Fungi; Ascomycota; Sordariomycetes; Glomerellales; Glomerellaceae. Bases 1 to 1017 code for a protein of 338 amino acids. Gene Ontology annotation, molecular function: oxidoreductase activity, acting on paired donors, with incorporation or reduction of molecular oxygen; iron ion binding; heme binding. The transcript has 9 exons. The record is from RefSeq and is a predicted model, not a curated record.